CUUCCGUUAGAUCAUCCUGAUUUAGCUACGUCUUACAACAAUAUCGGGGGUAUAUAUGAAAGUAUAGAAGAAUAUUCGAAGGCACUUUCGUAUUAUAAAAAAGCAUUGGAAAUCUAUCAAAAAACACUUUCUCCAAAUCAUCCUAAUUUGGCUGCUUGUUACAACAAUAUCGGAAGUGUAUAUGAAAAUUUAGGUAGAUAUCCAAAAGCACUUUCAUAUCAUGAACGAGCACUUGAAAUUCGUCAAAAAACACUUCUUCCCGAUCAUCAUGAUUUAGCCUGUUCUAUUGGGCAAAUCGGAAUGGUAUGUUCUCAUAUGGGUGAUUAUUUAAAAGCUAUUGAAUGUUGUGAACGAGCUCUUAAAAUUGUUGAACAGUCACUACCUUCAAAUCAUCCUGAUAUUGAAUUAUAUAAAACAAACCUUGAACAUGUAAAAAAUAAACUAUAA
Molecule: messenger RNA, 447 nt
Organism: Adineta steineri
Lineage: Eukaryota; Metazoa; Rotifera; Eurotatoria; Adinetida; Adinetidae
Source: the annotation of a GenBank genome assembly